ACUUUUUUUUUUUUUCCGGCGGAGCAACUUGUACGGGCUCUCCAAUUAUCACCAAAGGGAAAAAAUCAUUAUGAUGAGGAUCUCACUCUCUGCCUGCAAAGAAGUGCCACCCCUAGUGAGUUUUCCUGGAGGACUGAACAUGGACCCCUUUAUUCCCUGGCGGAGAAAGGACAAAGUUGUGAUAGUGAUGGGAGCAACGGGGACCGGGAAAUCAAGACUUUCAAUUGACUUAGCUACACGUUUUCCGGCUGAAAUUGUGAAUUCGGAUAAAAUGCAAGUCUACAAGGGCCUUGAUAUAGCCACCAACAAAGUUACUGAAGAAGAAUGCCUGGGAAUUCCUCACCAUUUGCUAGGAUUCGUGGAUCCCAAUGAGGAUUUUACAGCCCACGAUUUCCAAAAUCAUGCAUCACUGGCUGUCGAAUCUAUCAUCAGAAAGGGCAGGCUCCCGAUCAUCGCCGGUGGAUCUAAUUCCUACAUUAAAGCUCUAGUGAACGAUGAUCUCGAGUUUCAGUCCAAGUAUGACUGUUGUUUCCUCUGGGUUGAUGCAUCAGUGUCAAUUCUCCGUUCAUUUGUGACUAAAAGGGUCGAUAAGAUGGUGGAAGCUGGUCUAGUGGACGAAGUUAAGGAAUUUUUCAACCCAAAAGGCGAUUAUAGUCGUGGGAUUCGACGUGCUAUUGGUGUCCCUGAAAUGGAUCAAUUUUUCAGGAAUGAGAAACAAGUUGAUGAGGAAACUGGGAGAAAGCUUCUGGAGGAAGGCAUUGACAAAAUUAAAUCAAACACUUGCAAAUUGGCCUGUUGCCAACUUAGAAAUAUUCUAAGGCUUCAAGAGCAAUUGGGAUGGAAUAUGCACCACCUUGAUGCAACCGAAGCUUUCCUUAAACGUGGGGCUGAGUCUGAUGAAGCAUGGGAAAGACUAGUGGCGAGGCCUGGUACCAUGAUUGUUGGCCAAUUUCUCGAGGAAGAUGAGUUCGUUUCAACUCUCUCCACCACCCCACCAUCUUCUUCCGUUAUCGUUGCUGCAUCCGUCCUCGCCACCACAAAUGCCACUGCCGUUGCUGCUGCCACUCAUUAAACUGACCCUUUUACUAGGACACUAUGAAAAAAUCCAAAAAAAAAAAAAAUGCUCGAGAUGCCACGUGGAAGGGGACAAAUCAGCCUAUUAUCCUUUUUACUUUGUUGUUACAGAGGUUGCUGUCAGUUCAGGUAGUUAAGUACCUAAAUUUGGCGGCCGAACAGUUGGGAAGCAAUUUAGAAGUCCGUGCUUGGCUGCGGUUGCAUAAAAGAUUUGUACGUAUGAUAUGAUAUUCUGCAGUUAAGUCGGUCAUGACUAUACAACAUGCGUGAUGGCAGCGGCCGCCGAUUUUUGGUACCAUAUAGUAGUAGUAGUACGCUGAGGUUUGUAGGUUCUGCUGUGAUGGGAUGGUAUUGCGAACGAGAUCACACAACCGUGUAGACCCCUCCACUGAAAAGAGAGAACAAGAGAUUGGCUUUUCUGGCUUUGUCUGUUUUUUUUUUCUUUUUUUCGUUCUUCUGUCUUUUUUUGGCAAUGAGCUGUAUUAUUCUGGGAUUUGACAUCUCAAGAUAUGGUAUAUAGAACU
Molecule: messenger RNA, 1598 nt
Organism: Coffea eugenioides
Lineage: Eukaryota; Viridiplantae; Streptophyta; Magnoliopsida; Gentianales; Rubiaceae
Product: adenylate isopentenyltransferase 5, chloroplastic
Exons: 2
Coding region: 71-1072 (333 amino acids)
Biological process (GO): cytokinin biosynthetic process; tRNA modification
Cellular component (GO): mitochondrion
Molecular function (GO): tRNA dimethylallyltransferase activity
Source: RefSeq, a predicted model, not a curated record